CUACUCCAUUAGAUAAAAUAUUCUAUAUCUAAACUUCAUUUUUCUUUCCCAAAAAGGAAGUUAAUUUGAAUUCCAUGUAAAAAAGCAAAUAAAUUUAUAAUCAAAGUUGGGAUAUAGAAAGACAUUUUCAGACUGAACAACAAAAAUGCCUGAAAUUGUUGUAUAUGUUUGGCGCCCAUCUGGAGAUUAUGUCGGCCAUAGCUCCUUGCAAUUGAGUGAUGGUACCUAUAUUAGUUGGUGGCCUGAAGGAGAGUGUGAUCAUAAAAAUCCUCGAGCAAAAGCUUCGCCUAUGGAUUCACUUGAACAAGAUAUUGAGGCAGAAGGCGAUAGAAAGCCUAAUGUAUACAAGAUCAAAGUAUCAAAUGAAGAGCAAUAUGCUAUCGUUCAGUGGUGGACAAACUUCAAGGGGAAGGCAGACUACCAGUUCGUUUCAAACAACUGCUCAACAGUACUUUACUACGCACAAGAAGCUGCUUUCCCGUUUCUGUCAAAGCUGAAUGAUGAAAUUCCAGUAUGGGUACCAGGCGCUAUUGAAAUGGUAGCUGAAGAUUUGGCUGCUGGGAAAAGAAGUUUUGACCGAAAAAGAAUCGAUGAAAUCAAAAAGGCCGUGGCAGAUGAAGUAGAAAGAUUAUCCGGUGGAUCAAAGAAAGUCAACAGAUUCACAAUUGCCGUCACUGGGAGGAAGUAAAGUUAAUUUUGAAAGAGUAAUAUCAGUAGUUAAAAAUGAACUACACAAAUACUUAAACAAAGUGUAUUGUUUAAUUAGACAUAUUUGCCUGUGCAUUCAUUAGUAAAGAACAAAGUUUUUCAUCUUUUAUUUCGCCUUUGAUUUUGACAGUUUUGAACCAGACUAUAAAGAUAUCAGUUUUAUGUGUACCUCUUAAGAUAUAUUACCUUUAAAAGAUAUUUUGCUCAUUUUUCUUUGUCAAAUUGAGUUGAAUCAGAAAUAUAUUUUCAAAAUAUU
Molecule: messenger RNA, 964 nt
Organism: Ruditapes philippinarum (Manila clam)
Lineage: Eukaryota; Metazoa; Mollusca; Bivalvia; Venerida; Veneridae
Exons: 2
Coding region: 146-688 (180 amino acids)
Source: RefSeq, a predicted model, not a curated record